AUGCUUUCUGCAUUUUCAUUCUCAUCGAACAAGCCCUAUCUAUUCCGCCGCGCCGUGAAGCAAACAGAUUCGGCAUUCAUCGAACAAGCCCUAUCUAUUCCGCCGCGCCGUGAAGCAAACAGAUUCGGCAUACCGUGCCGUCUAUCCAAGAUAUUCGAUAUCAUAAUGGCAAAUCCCGUUGGGCCUGAUAAAGAGUUUUUGAAACUAGGUCUUGGAACCCGUUAUUUUGGAAUCGAUUUUGAAACCCUAGAACCUAUAAGUCCUCGGCCUCGGCGUUAUGGAUCUGAACGCGAUGAUUUAGACCUUGACAUAUUGAAACGCAAAAAACCCAAAAUAGAAGAGGCUCAAGUCAUUACGACACCACCACGGAAGCUAGAAAAAGCUGAGCUUGACAAGAUUAAUGCUCAACUUAGAAAGGAAUUCCAAUUUUUUGGUCAAGAUAUCUUGCGGAAGGCGGGCCUUCUUCCCGGAGAAUCAGCAGAAGAAUCAGAACAAUCAGAACAAGAACCAGGAUCCCUUUCCAUUUUUCAGGAGACUUUCAAGACUUUCAAGACUUUCAAGUAG
Molecule: messenger RNA, 564 nt
Organism: Vicia faba (fava bean)
Lineage: Eukaryota; Viridiplantae; Streptophyta; Magnoliopsida; Fabales; Fabaceae
Source: the annotation of a GenBank genome assembly